Vicia faba (fava bean) is the source of this 354-nucleotide messenger RNA. The record is from the annotation of a GenBank genome assembly. NCBI's taxonomy places the organism in Eukaryota, Viridiplantae, Streptophyta, Magnoliopsida, Fabales, Fabaceae.
AUGUCCAGGAGAAGCACACCACAAAAAAAAAUCAGAAAACUCUCUACUCUCUACUCAACUGAAUCCCCAUCGAUCUUCACCCAUUCUUCAUUCUCCUCAGAAGAAUCACCAAAAACUCCAGAAAAAUCUCUCUCAACUCUCUCUACAUUCACGCUCCAUUUUUCAUCAACCUCUGAACGAAGCUCCUCAUUUGUGAGUCAAGACCUUUCAUCAUACACCAAUCUCUAUCAACAUCAAAUCACAUAUCACUACAUCACAAAAUGGGACAGAAGAAGGAAUCGCAGAAUCAGAGAAGAAUCGUACUUGGAGAUAUCUAGAUAUCUUCUCUGGUCGUCUUGCUUGUCGUCACUAUGA